AGACGGCUGCCACUUGUUUCCUGCAUCGUGUUUUGUAAUCGUGCCUGUGAUCUGAAGGCUCAGACAUUUCACCAAUCCUGGCCACUGUUACAUACAUGCAGACAUACAUACAAAAGGGGACGGGCCGUCUACUUGCGAUCUUCACUGGCAAUGAAUUGCAAGCUGCAGUCUGCUUGGGAGAGGCAGAGUGGAAGGGGCGUGCUGUUGGUGCAGAGCUGUUCUCACAUUACAGUUCAGAGAGGGGAGAAGGUGUGGAGGAGAGGACUAGAUCAUUCGGCUGGGUCCCAAGCAGAAUUGCAAGCGAACAUGGUGAGAGCGAACCUUGUCAACUGAGACGCAGUGCAGACUCUGAAGAUAUUUCCUUCCAACAAAAAGCUUUGAAAAUGGCUGACAAAACAAGACAGACCCUAGCAAACUAUUCGUCGAAUAUGUCAUGCCCGUCAAUUGAUGAUUUCCGGAAUCAAGUCUAUUCUACAGUGUACUCCCUGGUCUUUGUGGUGGGCUUGUCAGGAAAUGCCUUUGCUCUGUUCGUGCUGGUGAAAACAUUCAAGCAGCGAACGGCCUUCAAUGUCUACAUGCUCAACCUGGCAGUGUCGGACCUGUUGUGUGUUUGCACCUUGCCCUUACGUGUGGUUUACUACGCUUUCAAGGGCAGGUGGAUCUUUGGGGACAUUCUGUGCAGAGUCAGUUCUUACUCUCUCUAUGUCAAUCUGUACUGCAGCAUAUUCUUCAUGACUGCCAUGAGUUUCAAUCGUUUCCUGGCCAUUGUGUUCCCUGUGAAGAACCUGAAAAUAGUCAAUGUUAAGAAGGCCAAGAUAGUUUGUGCUGUGAUAUGGAUUUUUGUCACUAUUACCAGCAGCCCGUUCCUUUUGUCAGGCUCUCACAGGGAUGGAAAUAAAACAAAGUGCUUUGAACCACCAGGUGGUAAGCGUAAGGGAGGCCUGAAGAACCUGUUGAUUAUGAACUACCUUUCGCUGGUUUUAGGCUUCAUCCUGCCAUUUCUAGUCAUCCUCGUUUGUUACACAUUCAUUGUGAGGGCCUUAAUGAAAAGCACGGCUGCCAUUCACAAGAAGAAAGUAUCGCGUCAGAGAGCAGUGCAUCUGAUCAUCAUUGUGCUGGUUGCUUUCCUGAUCAGCUUCAUGCCCUACCACAUCCAGCGUACAAUACACCUGCAUUUCCUGCUCCAAAACAACAAGAACUGUGAUGACAUUAUUUACAUGCAAAAGUCCGUCGUGGUAACGCUCUGUCUGGCAGCUACCAACACCUGCUUUGAUCCGCUCUUGUAUUUCUUCUCUGGAGAGAACUUUAGACGGAGACUUACAAGUUCCUUCACUAGAAAAUCAUCCGUAUCCAGCAAUCAGCUGUCGAACAAAAGGAAACGCUCACUAAUGCGUGUUGAACAGGACAAAUCAGAUGAAGAUUCUUUCAGUCCUGCUCGGGCAAAUGGAAACGUCAGCAAGUAAAUCUGACUCUGCUGCCUUUAGGCUAGGAAAGGGGACUGAGCCUUUCAAGCAUGGAAUAUCUUUUGCCAGGGGAGUGUUGCGAUCAUACAAAGCACGUAUGAACCAAAAUUCACGUAAAUGCAGAGAUUCGAUCCACAGAAAACAGAUAUAAAGCACACUUCCUGCUUGUAGAGUUCUUGUAGAUUUUUCAAAACUGUGCUGUAAUUCACCGCAGUGUUCAAAAGAUGGCUGGUAACCAUGGGAAAGAUGUUUUUUAUUUGGUUUGGGUUGGUUUACAAACAUGCGUGUGUUUGUGUGUGUGUGUGUGAAAGGCAUUUGACCAAUGAGUGAAGGUUAUUUUGUGCGACGAUCACUGAUCAAGUUAUGGUAAUUUUGCAAUGGACAUUAUUUGUUUUUGAUUAUGUGACUUGGGUGUCCAUGUUAGGUUAAUGAGCACAGUGUCCAACUACUUCGAUUUUAUUUCUUUGGAAAAAGAUUGAAAGGGGAAAAAAAUCAAUUCUUUAACAUUCUGAGAAGUCUCUAAGAGACUUCAAGCUGCCUGGGAUGUUAAGGACAGAUUACAGGGUAUUUGCUUAAGGUUUACAAACUUUAAGAAAAAAUGACAAGUGCUAGUUCCUGUCAUCUUUGAACUAAGCAACCAAAACCAUUGAAAAAAAACCCAUCAGACUAAAGCUGGGGAGGGCUCCAGUUGACAGCAUGUUUCAACAUUAAUGGGGUUAAUUAUGAAUGAUUGCUUGUCACCAAUGGUUGUCAGAUGGACAUGUUAAAGAUUACGAUUCCAUUCGAGAUCAACAAGUAAAAUCAUUGAGUGGAUACUACACAGAGCAAAAAGUUGCCAAACUGACUCAUUUUCCUAGAUAACAAGGUGUAGAGCUGGAUGAACACAGCAGGCCAAGCAGCAUCUUAGAAGCACAAAAGCUGACGUUUCAGGCCUAGACCCUUCAUCAGAUGUCAGCUUUUGUGCUUCUAAGAUGCUGCUUGGCCUGCUGUGUUCAUCCAGCUCCACACUUCGUUAUAUCGGAUUCUCCAGCAUCUGCAGUUCCCAUUAUCUCUGAUACAAAUCAUUUUCCUGUUGUGUUGAAGUUGCUGAUCUCAGCCAAGGUAGUCCCUGAACGUUAACAAUUGGUAUCAGCUGCCCGUUCAUCAACUUCUGCUGGAAUGUACAUGCUACUUUAAUGCCCCAUAAAAAUUCAGAGCUCUGCUGACACUUGGCUUAAAUAAUAUCCAGCUGGAUGGGUGCUGGAGAACAUCAGUCACCGUUCGGAUGAGCAGGAAAGCAGCAAAACGUGCUCGAGGGAAAAAUGGCUUGACAAAGAAUAGCAGAUAUUAAGAAAAGGGUGUUAAAACUGUUGCCAGAAGAAGUAGCUUUUGAAUUUUCACAUUCUUUGUCCCCCUUCAGUGCUUUCGUGGCAUUUUAAAAACCAAAUUCUAUUUUCGUGAAAUGCAAAAUUCAAAUAUAGAGAUAAUCAAAUGAUAAGUGUAUGACUUCAUCACAAUGUGUGUGGCAAUUUUGUUUCCUUUUCUUAAACAAAACAAAUCUUGUUUAACCAUACAUUCUCGUGAAUAUAUUGUCAACAGAGAGGACAUGAAGUGGAUGUGUGAGUUACUUCCCACAUGUUGUAUUUCACUGGGAAUUUGAGCCGUUGAGUGCAUAUUGAAAUAAAUUUUUCCAAAGCUAAGUCUUUACAGGACAAGGCCACGAUGUGGAGGUGCCGUUGUUGGACUGGAUGGAGAAGGUCAGAAAUCACACAACACCAGGUUAUAGUCCAGGGGGUUUAUUUGAAAACCAAAGUAAGGCUCCAAAAGCUAGAGUUUUCAAAUAAAUCUGUUGGACUGUAACCUGGUGUCGUGUGAUUCCUGAUCUUUUAUACGACAAAACCAAUGGAGACAGUAUAGGGUUGACGAGUUUGGUUUAUUAUAAUGUUUUGAAUCCUUUUAUGUAAUAUUUUUUAGUACGGGUGAAGAUUACUAUUUCUUCAGUAGGACUGAUUUUUUUUUCAGUCUUUUUAACGUGCCUUUGAGUAUUAUGUUGAACAAAGCUGUUUAUCUAUGAAUGGGAGUAGAAAAGAUCAUGAAGCCUACCCCAUCUACACAUGAUGCAGCCCACAUCGAACACCAAGCCAUCCUCCAUCAUGUGGUCACCUACUGAAGCAACCAGUGCCUUUUGUAAGAAACAGUGUCGAAUGUUCCUCUCCAAUAUCUGAAGGAAAUUGAGCAAUGAUCCAGAAGUUACUCAUUAGCGUAGCUCCACUUGCUCACCAAACCUACCGUCUUAACUCAGGCAGCUCUCCCCCUUUCAGGAAUCUACCCAGAUCUUUUCUAAAAACCUGUGAGUAAUGGGAACUAAAUGUUGGGAUUGGUAUUACUUAUCCUUCUGACAGAACUUCUACAAACGAUUAACACAAAUUCAAACCUUCAUUUCCAUAUGAACAUAGUAAACACUAAUUAGGGUGUAGUGAUAUGGUUCCUGUCAGUGGACCAGAUGACCAGGUUCAAGUCCCCCCUGAGAUGGACAUGUGAUAUAGCACGUUCAAACAGAAUGAUUAAAAUAACUAUGAUAAAGCUUCUUUUCGUGCAUGAUAUAAAGAAAUUGAUUUAGGAUCUUGUGGUGCAGAGAUAGGAUUCAAGUCUGACCCGGCCCAGGAUUGCAUCAUAACGUGUCCAAACAUGUUGAUUUAAAUAACUCCACUGUUUCAAUAAGGUAAUAUACCAUGUGAACAAACAGAAAGCCGGUCAGGUUUUGCAAGUGAGAGAAUUAGGCACCGAGAGCUGUUUUAUAAAUGGGCUCACAUUGUCAAAGGCCUCUCAAUUGCAGCCUGCAAGCACUUUCACUCCAGUUCAUGCAGCUAGGAAUCAUAGUCCAACUUACACUUAGCUUUCUUCCUCACUGGCUUGUUUCUUUAAGGUCAUCUGAGAUCAGAGGUUUCGAAAUGAUUAAUACCAGCACUGUUACAUCAUUGUUGAAUAAACCUUAGAGAAAACUCCAAAAUCUGCUGGUAAUUUCAUUUCACCAUUGAAACAAAUCAGUCAGAACAUUGAUUUAUAGAUUAAGUUAAGCCACUCGGGUUAUGAAAAGAAAACAUUUAGGCACUUUUAUCUUAGUGGAACUCACUUUUCAAAAAGAAAAUCACAGUAAUGGAUAUCAAAAAAUGACUGAGGCAACAAAAAUGCACUGACUUAAAUUUAUGUAGCAAGCAAAAUUAAAAUGUUCCAUAAGUAGCUGGUGCAUUUAUGAAUGAAACAGUUAGCCAAUGUGAGUCUGCUAGCCUUCCUAACACUCAUCACAAUGUUAAGUGGAUUCACAGAAUUGGCCACAGAACCAAUGCAACUGAAGUGACACAUGUUUAGGCUUGCUAAAAGAAAUCAUAAUUACUGCCUCCAAAACCCCUCCAUCACGAAUCUGAUGAGAUUGAGUUCAGCUCUGGCUGUCCACCAACGCAAUGGUUUGUCCAUCGGGCAAGUUAGGCUAAAGUUAUCCCUUUCUGGAUGUGGGUAGCUUUGAUUUUUGGGGAAGGGUGAUUCUGGUCAGGGAUUCAACUGGUAGCAUUUACAUUGGGUGAAGCACCAUACAAAGUUCUAGUGGAUUGUUGCUUUAUUUCCAUCAGCACACUUUGCGUUCUUUGUGGUGAUACAUCUGCAUGAAGGUGCGCAACAUAGAUGUGGAAGUGCCGGUGUUGGAGUGAGGUGUACAAAGUCAGAUGUCACAUGACCCCAGGUUAUAGUCCAACAGGUAUAUUUGAAAUCAAACGCUUUUGGAGCACUGAUCCUUUGUCUGACAACUUCACCUGACGAAGGAGCAGUGCUAUGAAAGCUUGUGAUUUUAAAUAAACCUGUUGCACUAUAACCUGAUGUCAUGUGACUUCUGACUAUGUGUAAUAUAGGUAUGCAGAAAAACGUCACUUCAGGUUAACUAUUUACAGAGGAAAUCAUUGGGAAAACUGAAGGCUGAAAGAAGUUAUUACACAAGAAGUUCUUUUUUAAAUAACCAUGUAACAAUUUUUUCUAUUAUGUCACUUUGUAAACCCAGUCGAUAUUUUUGUUCACGUUAUCUUGUGUUAAUAUUAAUUUGAUAUAAUGGUUUUUUUUAUUGGUGCAAUAUUGAAAAAACACCAGCCAUAAUUUUGUUAUGCCGACUUAUGUCAGAUGUUUCUAUUUUUUAUAGUUCUUAAAUGUUCUUUAUAUGUGCACAUUUGUUGUUAUGAAACAGGAAGUAAGUUUCACAAUGUAUCUGUAUUUUACAGUCAGUUACCUUAA
Messenger RNA from Stegostoma tigrinum, 5717 nucleotides. RefSeq names its product cysteinyl leukotriene receptor 1-like. Gene Ontology annotation, cellular component: plasma membrane. Gene Ontology annotation, biological process: G protein-coupled receptor signaling pathway. Lineage: Eukaryota; Metazoa; Chordata; Chondrichthyes; Orectolobiformes; Stegostomatidae. The coding region runs from base 96 to 1463 and encodes 455 amino acids. The record is from RefSeq and is a predicted model, not a curated record. The transcript has 2 exons. Gene Ontology annotation, molecular function: leukotriene receptor activity.